AUGUCGUAUUUACAGAUCGACCCUGUCGGAGCAAUUGCAGCUGCCACAGCCUCAAUUGAUCAAUCCCUCAAACUUAUCCGACGAGUCUCUACAGCCAUUGAGAUCCAUAAGAAUGGCAGAAAAGAUCUAGAGUUCAUUUUCAAUGACCUCUUUAGUAUCGCUCAGGUCAUAGAGCUUGUCCAAACCAUCGAAGAAAUCAGAACCAAAGGAGUCCUUAAAGCCUUAGCAAAUAUGCUAAAACAUGCUGAAAAGUUAGAUGAUCAUAUCCAGCAGGUCAAAAAGAAAUCCAGCACCGGAUCUUCACUUCGUCGCGCCGCUCACCACUUCAUGACUGGCCCUGAGGAUCUAGAGCAUACUACUAGAGUAGUCAAUGAGCUAGCAUCUCUCAAGACAACCCUCAUCCUUCAUAUCCAAGUGGCUCAUGUUGGCCUUGUUGUCCAAAAUGAUCAGGAUAAGAGGGCAAACCCAGGUUGCACUCACAUGCUGGACAGUUCGCUUCUCCAUGAGGUUAAUCACAUCGUUGAGCAGAGACUCGGUGAUGGCAUGAUUCGCCUUACCCAAGAGGAGUAUGAAUGCCUUGUGUUUCAUAGUUUGGACGAUAGUCAACUCAUCCAAGAACUCAGUACAAUUCGCGUUGCCAAUAACCAUAGCUUUGAUCAAGCGCUGCAAAUCAACGCAUUCAUAAGCGAUGAUUGGGCGGAGUUCGCUCAUAACCUUACUGUCGAGGACAAUGAGGCUCGCAACCAGUCGAUUCAGGUAAAUGUACCUACUCGGACACAGGAGUUCGCCAACGUUUUGGCCAGCAGAAACAAAAUGUUCGAAAUGAUGCCGAGUUCGGCUUGGGCACCAACUCCACUGAUGCCAAAGCAAAGUUUCAGAAGCCUGGAGUGA
Molecule: messenger RNA, 891 nt
Organism: Fusarium subglutinans
Lineage: Eukaryota; Fungi; Ascomycota; Sordariomycetes; Hypocreales; Nectriaceae
Exons: 4
Coding region: 1-891 (296 amino acids)
Source: RefSeq, a predicted model, not a curated record